Molecule: messenger RNA, 4652 nt
Organism: Darwinula stevensoni
Lineage: Eukaryota; Metazoa; Arthropoda; Ostracoda; Podocopida; Darwinulidae
Source: the annotation of a GenBank genome assembly
AUGACCCGUGGUGAAUUAGAUUGGAGGAAAAAGCAGACCGAGGUCGAAACGCUGGAACAAACGAUUCGUCAACGCAACGAGGAGCAAAGACGAGCGGGAAUCGAUUUCACGGCCACCUGCCAGAUUUGUUUGAAGACCAAAUUCGCCGAUGGGAUUGGCCACACCUGCCAUUACUGCCAAGUUAAAUGCUGCGCUCGAUGCGGGGGCAAAGUGACUCUGCGAUCAAAUAAGGCGAUAUGGGUAUGCAUCUUGUGCCGGAAAAAGCAGGAACUGUUGAUAAAAACUGGUCAGUGGAUUCACACGGGCGGCCCGUCGGGUUCCUCGGAUGUCAUGUCCCCCGGGGAAUUGAUCCCAGCCACUCCGACAUCUCUGAGUGAAAAGCGGCCGAAGUUGGAGAGGGGGACGAGUUCCGAAAAGGAGAAUCGCCCCUCCAUGUUCGUCCCGAAUCUUAGCAUGUAUCAUCGGCCUUCGCCUAUGCAUACUCAACUCGUACGACAAUAUUCGCACGAUAACGUCCAGCCCGGACACACUCCUGCUCCCUAUAGGCGUCCCCCUCCGCUCCAACGUCGGAGCAUGAGCGACGGAGGCGAAGACAUGAACCCCUCCAACUUCCACCCUCACCGCCACCAGCUGCCCUCGCCCCAGCAAUUCAAUUACCAACGGAACCCCUCGCAGCCUGAGCAGAAACCCGCACCGCCGCCCCAGCAGCCGCAGCAAUCGCCGCAUCCCCCGCAGCGCCUGUUGCCUCAACUGAGGCGUCACCUUCCCGGCCAGCACCCUGCCAGGCCUGAGUUUCUCCCCGGGGAUAGGAAGCGACCCGGCCCCGUGCAGGGCCACCCGCUUCCGGUCAUCAGGAACGAUUCGCUCAGCUCGGACCAGUCUGAAAAUGUUCGUCCUCCUCCGCCGAAACCUCACAAAAAUCGGCGCGAAAAACGCCUUCCCCAAAGGUCUUUCUCCAGUUCAGACGAAGAAGUAAGGUCUACGCCAGAGUGCACAAGCUGUGAUGAUCAAGAAAUUGAAAGUGAGAGUGUGAGUGAAAAGGGAGAGCGUGAAAAGGGAAGGCGUUCCCUAAGUUACGUGGACUCGUUGCCAUACGAUUCCAAGCCGAAACAACCGAGGAAAAGUGUCCGAUUCUUCCACAAUGAUCCCGGCUGUGAUAAAAACGGUGUACCUGAAUCCGAAGACGAGUACGAGUUGGACUUCCCCAAGGACUCUGGGAUCGAUACGAGUAGCACUUUCACUUCAAGUGAAGACUCCAACAAGGGAGGAGCUGGAAAUCCAAUCAAGCGAUGCGAACGGCAGUGGAGGGAGCUUGCGCCCUCCGCCCCAGGAUCUGGUAGACCGUGGACUAUAGCGCUGAGAGCACUGAUUCCGGCUCAGACACUGCGCAAGAAGCCAAGCGAGGCUACCGACCCAGAAGGCACGAAGUUAAUCGGGCACAUGAUCCUGAAGAAGAGCCUCACGGAGACGGGGGGGUCCAGCUCCAGUGCGGCCAUCCUGGGGCUCAAGGUCGUCGGCGGGAAGAUCUUGGAAAAUGGGAAGUUGGGAGCCAUCAUCGAGAAGGUGAAGAAGGGGUCCAUUGCCGACACCGUCGGACACCUCAAACCAGGAGACGAAGUGCUGGAGUGGAACGGGAGGAGUUUGCAAGGCAAGACCUUCGAGGAAGUGUACGACAUCAUAGCGGAGAGCAAGCAAGAGCCCCAGGUGGAACUGAUGGUGUGCAGGGCGAUGAGCGACGUCGGGAGACAACAUCGUCGCAACACCCACGCAGGCAUCACUUCCCAUUCAGAAGCGAUGGAGUUGCCGAGUGGAAGGAGCCUCGACUACGGGAGGGGGGUCCGAGGCCCGUCGGGGAGAGUCCCCGGCUCGGACACUCUCAGGGUGCGAUCCAAUACCCCGACUCUUGGGGGGAGGGUGCAGGUCCGGCUCUGGUUCGACCUCCAGAAUAAUCAGCUCGUCGUCACCAUGGUCUGUGCUGUGGAUCUGCCCCCGAGGAAGAACGACCAACCUCGCAACCCCUAUGCAAAGAUGCUUCUCCUGCCUGAUACCAGUGAGAGGUCGAAGCGACGCACAAAGACGCUAGCGAACACUUGCAACCCAAAAUGGAGGCAGACUUUCGUCUAUUCUCCGUUACGGAGAGCGGAACUGCGCUCGAGAACCUUGCACGUCACGGUUUGGGACUAUGACCGUUACGGAGUGAACGACUUUCUCGGCGAGGUCAUGAUCGAACUUAGUGAAGCUCCUCUGAACGAGGAGCCUGAGUGGUAUUACCUUAAAGGACACGACAACCAGCAGCAUCGUCCUGGAUCCGACCAUCUCUCGCCGCCUUCCACCAGUUCCAGACUUUCUGACUCGGAAAUCUCGGAAUUGGACGAAGAUACCAGUGGAACUGGGAUCGUGCACAGGAGGACUGACGGCUCCAGUGUAGCCAGUUCCAGCAGCCCCCCUUUAGAGUCUUCUCGGCGGAACCCCGCAGCAGGGAAAGUGUUGGAAGGAGACGCGCCUCCAGGAGAUCCGUUCUUCGGACCACGGACUUCCCGCAGCCGAGAACGAGGUCCCAGCGGUCGAGUGUACGAGGGACACGAGCACGCGUCCAGGUCCCUCUCCCCGCCAGUUCAAGAAACCCAAUGGACUCGGGGCAGCGGAACGCGGUCGGCUGCCGGCACGCCGAUCGCGUCUCCCAAGAAGCGUAAACUUCCCAUCGUCCCGGCCGGUCUCCGCAAGGCAUCCAAGGAUCGGGUGGCUCAGUCCUUGAACGAACGAGCCAUAGCUCUCAAGAUGAGGCUCCGAAGCCGAGGUGCUCCCUCUUCUUAUAGAAUCCCUCCUCCAGGUGCGUACCAAGGAGGGGAAGAAGGUUCAGGGGUAUCUCCUGAAGACCUGACCACUUCAGGUGACAUUGGAGAUUCAGAUAUUGAAAGUGUUGUCAGUGCCUUCUCGACGCAGAGUGAGCGAGGAGCUGCGCGCCUUCACUUCGGGAGGAGGGGACAGCGUUUCAUACGAAGCAUGAGUGCGGAGACGGGCGAGAAAGGGGAUGGUAGCCUCUCAGACGGAGCUCUGGGAGGCGGUGGCUCGGAUACCCCCGGAGGCGGUGGGAGUGGGGACGGUGGCCUGAGUGCAAGUGGUGGAGGAGCGUUGACUCCUUCGAGUGGUGCUAGUGGGAAAGCCAGGAUCGGACUUUCCUUCAUGGGAGCUCCUGGCAUGGGCAAGAAAUCCUCUUCCACUUCUCAACUUUCUGCCACAGGUCAAAAGCGCCGCUUGGUCUUCGGCCGACGUGGCAAGACCUCAUUCGCCGUCCAGAGAAGUGAAGAGGUGUACCCAGACUUUUCAGGAAGUCGCUCAGGCCCGGUCCAGCCCCAACCCUCCUCCUGCUCUUCCGAUGCCGAUCCAGACGCCGAAGACGAAGAAAGCGUGAGUUGUUGGUUCCCCUCUAUUGCUGCAGAGAGUAGGGGCAGACGGAGUGGUAGUCAGAGUGGUAGUCAGAGCGCUUUUCCCAGAAGUGAGGAGGUCAACCCAUGUCGCCCGGCUCGGUCGGCCACCUUGCACAAGCAACCGUCUCGAGACUCGGAUGUCUCCUUCAAUAGCGCUAGUUCUGAGGGCUCCCUUUCGAGUUGGAUCCCGAACCUGAGACUGCAAGGGGAAGGAGAGCUGUCUGAUUUCGUAGAGGGCUUGGGCCCGGGACAGCUGGUGGGCAGGCAAGUCCUCGCCGCCCCCGCUCUCGGCGACAUCCAGCUGUCCCUCUGCGAUCGGAAGGGGAAGCUGGAAGUGGAAGUGAUCCGAGCCCGAGGACUCACUCAGGCGAAGCUCGGCGCGAAGGUUCUUCCAGCUCCGUACGUGAAGGUCUACCUUGUGGACGGGAAGAAGUGCAUCGAGAAGAACAAGACGGGAACGGCGAGGAGGACGCUGGACCCCCUUUAUCAAGAACUUCUCCCCUUCCAUCAGCCUUAUAAAGGAUGUGUGCUUCAGGUGACGGUAUGGGGGGACUACGGUCGCAUGGAAGGCAAGAAAGUGUUCAUGGGAGCGGCCCAGAUCAUGCUGGACGACCUGGACCUGUCGAAUAUCGUGAUCGGCUGGUAUAAACUGUUUGGGACUUCUUCCUUGGUCAGUCUCCCAGCCGUGCAGAAGAAGAACAGUGGGGGCAGCAUGGAAUCCGGCAUGUGAAGCCUCGUCAGACAGACACCGCGACAGGGUUCUCCCACUUCUUAUAUCUUUCCAUUACUUUCCAUCCGGUUCUCGUUCCAUCUGGGGUUUGGUUUUUUUUCCUUCUUGGUGAAUUUGAUUUUUUAUUUUAAUGCUCGGAACGUCCCGGCGACGAUGUUGGAGUCAGAGUCCUCUGUCCGUUCGUCUGUCUGAUCGUCGAUUGAUUGAUUGAUUGGCUGGACCGCUUCUCAAACUUGCUCUGUGAUUGGUUAAUAAUUGCUUUGUUGGUGUUGCCUGUGCUGUGAUUGGCUCAUGAAAAACGCUUCAACCGAAGAAUAAUGCUUUGGGUUCUUUCAGUUGAUCUCAUUCUCGAAAACUCCAUCCCCAGGCGGAAGAAAACGAAUUUCCUUCAUCUUUGUCUAAUUCUGAGCCUGCCUGCUGAUAUGCCUGCCUUGAAAUCAUUCCAUUCGUCGGUAUUGUUUACCACAUUCCGAUCGUUUCGAUUCUUCUCUCCG